Molecule: messenger RNA, 1365 nt
Organism: Pichia kudriavzevii
Lineage: Eukaryota; Fungi; Ascomycota; Pichiomycetes; Pichiales; Pichiaceae
Exons: 1
Coding region: 1-1365 (454 amino acids)
Biological process (GO): proton transmembrane transport
Cellular component (GO): vacuolar proton-transporting V-type ATPase, V1 domain; fungal-type vacuole membrane
Molecular function (GO): proton-transporting ATPase activity, rotational mechanism
Source: RefSeq, a predicted model, not a curated record
AUGACCACAGACCUCACAUUCUCCCCAUUGCGUCUAGAGAGUGACAUUGUUGCCCAUGCCUUGGCCCGUCUUAGAAACCUCCCCCUCUCGUGGACUUCGAUAAAAUCAAGUGCAAUCGACAGCAACCAGCUAUCUCUUUUGAGAGAACUCUCCCAGUUCCCCUAUGCAGAGGACCCCGUUCAGAGAGGCGCCUACAUCAACGAAAGACAGGACCAGUUUGCUGCCACCUGUCUUCACGUCCUAACAGCUCUAACCAACCAGGGAGAAACCGAAACUCAGCUAUUCAAUAAAUCAGACUUGGUCAACUUCCUGCUUUCUAUAAUUUACGAUGGCGCCUCCUAUAAUAACCAAUUUAUACUUAAACUCUACACCUCCCACAAAGACUACACUCCCUUUGUCUCUUUGCUUAACUUGGAACUUGACGAUAUCUCCAAAAUACUAUCCCUAUAUACAAUUGUGUCCUUCUUGACUCUUGUUGGUGAAACCAAGGGGAAUGUCAAGAUCGUCAAGUCGGUCUAUUUGGAAUUGACCAAAUACUUGAAGGCGUCCACCCAAUUGCAAUAUAUUGGCCUGCAGCUCUUGAAGGAACUAUUGAAUGUCAAAUCCUGUAGGGGAUACUUCAAUGCAUCAUCUGAAUUGCUCGACAUUCUGGAAGAUAAGUCAAUUGAAUUGCAGAUGAAAUAUUUGACAAUUUAUGCCUUGUGGGUCAUUUCUUUCGACUCCGCUAAAAUCAACUUGAUUAUCAAAGAACACCCCAACUUGAUCCCCGUGUUGUUCAAUCUAGCCAAUGAUGCAAUUAAAGAAAAAGUCACUAGAUUGUCGAUCUCGAUACUUGUCAAUAUAAUCACUCUCAACCCUUCUUUGGCAACUUUGAAGAAAUACCAUUUAGCAAAUGGAUUGACAAUUACUAAAAACUUGAUUGACAGAAAAUGGUCUGAUGAAGAUCUCAAAAAUGACUUGAACCUUUUAUUGCAUCAACUAAACGAUUCGUUGAAAGAUUUGACAACAUUCGAUGAAUAUGAAAAUGAGUUGUUGACCCAUCACUUGCACUGGUCACCUUGUCAUGCAAAUCAGGAAUUUUGGGUAGAUAAUAUCGAGAAAUUCAAAGCAAACAAUUGGAGCUUAGUUAGGCAAUUAAUUGAGUUGUUGGAUUAUAAUGUUAAUGAUAACGAGCAACUCUUUGUGAACCAGGCAAUAGUUUGCUUUGAUUUGGGUAUGAUCAUCAAAUUGGACGACUCAAUUGUUAGGUUUAUCAACAACAACGGUUAUAAGGAGAAAAUUAUGCAGUUGAUGAAUUCUCCUAAUUCAAAUGUUAAAUUCGAAGCUUUAAGGACAACUCAAUUGUUAGUAUCAAAGACUUUGUAG